UACUGCAAACUUUCUGCACAGUAAACCUAAAAUCGUCUGAAUCGGCCAUAACUUCUCGCCGGCGAUGGCUUCCGCGUCUGUUCUACGCGCGGCUGUUUGAAUAAUUCUCAUUCCGGCGAGGAAAUUGAUUGAUGGAGCAGAAGUUUUUUCGGAUUUCAGCUUCGUUUUGCUUCUGAUAAUUGUAAAACUCCAUUAAUCCAUCAAUGAGUCUGCGUAAACCCCCAAUCCCCCGUCUUCUGCUCAGCAAUGUUUCUUGCAUGAGAAACGCUCAGCAAAUUCUCCGCCACGUAAACGUCUCACUCCACGAUGGAGGAGCGCUCGUUCUGACAGGUACAAACGGUUCAGGCAAAAGUACACUCCUACGAAUGCUAGCUGGCUUCUCCAAACCAUCGGCCGGUGAAAUACUCUGGAACGGACACAACAUAACCGAAUCGGGCGUUUUCCAUCAGUACAAGCUCCAGCUAAACUGGCUCUCACUAAAAGACGCAAUUAAAGAGAAAUUCACAGUUCUUGAUAAUGUUCAGUGGUUCGAAAUUCUCGAAGGAAAACAGGGGAAAUCCAUACCUGCAAUUGAGCUUAUGGGGCUCGGAAGAUUGAUGAAGGAGAAAGCAAGAAUGCUUUCCAUGGGUCAACGGAAGAGGGUGCAGCUGGCGAGGCUGUUGGCUAUCGAUAGGCCGAUUUGGUUGCUUGACGAGCCGUCGGUUGCGUUGGAUGAUGAAGGGACGAGAUUGCUCGAGUUUAUUAUUAAGGAGCAUAGGAAGAAAGGUGGGAUUGUUAUUGUGGCCACGCAUUUGCCUAUUGAUAUUCAAGAUUCGUUGAUUUUGAGGCUGCCGCCUAGGUUUCCGAGGAGGAUGACUUUGGUUGACAUGCUUGACCGUGGUGGACCGGAUUGAUUCUGUUUUAUGAUAAUCGUAUCAAAUUAUUGAUUUAUAUAUGUAAUUUUGGUUAAAUUGUAGCAGUGUCCAUUGCUGUCUAAAUUGAUUAUUUUGGUUGCAGAUUUUUUUUUGACAGAAACGAAUAUGUCGUUUUCUUUAUUGAAUCUUUAGUAGUUUGUUACUCGUUUUAA
This is a messenger RNA of Erythranthe guttata (spotted monkey flower), 1066 nucleotides long. RefSeq names its product non-intrinsic ABC protein 10 (gene ABCI1). NCBI's taxonomy places the organism in Eukaryota, Viridiplantae, Streptophyta, Magnoliopsida, Lamiales, Phrymaceae. Gene Ontology annotation, molecular function: ATP hydrolysis activity; ATP binding; transmembrane transporter activity. Gene Ontology annotation, biological process: cytochrome complex assembly. The record is from RefSeq and is a predicted model, not a curated record.